Molecule: messenger RNA, 1444 nt
Organism: Desarmillaria tabescens
Lineage: Eukaryota; Fungi; Basidiomycota; Agaricomycetes; Agaricales; Physalacriaceae
Exons: 4
Coding region: 38-1252 (404 amino acids)
Source: RefSeq, a predicted model, not a curated record
CGUUAACGUCCUGCCACAUUCUUGUUCUUGAACCACGAUGACGGAUGCAAAGGGACCGACUGCUGCAGCGAACAAAGUAGCAAUGUCUCGUGCCCUCGGCGCUGCAUUCUUGAACCACCAGGUCGAACAGCUCGAGAAGACAGUCGUAUCGAACGGACCUGCUUCUGGUAACUGGCGGGACAGAAAGCAAACAUCACCACAUUUGAUGACGCCGCCACACAAGCGCGGCGCAAGCUCUCCAAAUGGCAAAACCAACAAUCGGAGGAGAGGUGGCGACACUCUGAUUGCAUCGAAGGAGAGAGACGCCGGACCUCGUGGUGGCAGGAAUUUGGACUCUGUACCUCCGAAAAGGCGCUUUGCAGGCGAAGAAAAGCACGAGAAGGAUGCCGACGUCGUCAUCGUAGAUGCCAGUGUUCUGGUCCAUGCGCUGGACAACGUGAAGAAAUGGUGUAGAAACGGCAGAGAGGAGGUUGUCAUUGUGCCCCUUGAAGCUCUGAAUACUCUCGACCUUCUGAAAAAAGGGUCUACUACGCUUGCUCAACGAGCCAGAGCUGCGUCCAGAAUACUCGAAGCCCAAGUCGGUACCAACCCUCGCAUUCGAGUUCAACAAGAUGAUGCAUUUGUACUCUGGGACAAGAUUUCCUUCAAGGACGGCGCUCUCUCCGAAGAUUUGAGUACAGAUGCCGCAACCCAAAGUCCCCACAUUUCUCCGGAAUGGGUCCGUCGAACGAUUUGCAGUGCUCGCUGGGAAGUCGAACAUGCCCAGAAGACUAUUCCGUCUUCGAAAGUGACCGAUCCGAAGGUAAUUGUCGCAGUCUGCACGACGUCCCCAAGUCUCUCCCCUCAGCUGGUACCCGUGAAGCUCUCCGAGUCCCCUUCCGAGUCCGCUCUCACACCAGUUCCACUCCCAGCACCCACUCAACACAGCUACAACAAGCAUGAACCCAGGUCUAGUGGAUCUCUUGUUGCUCACUGGGCCGCACGCGCGGGUCUCGAAGUUAUUGACGUCAAACCUACGGUCGUUCCUGCACCGAGUGGAAAUACUCGUAGCUCUUCCGAGGAGGAACGUCCGAAGAGGAUUGCUGUGAAUAAAGGCCGUCGUGGUCCGGCCAACGGUGGCGUCAUUGAUUCCUCCAAAGGGGGACUGGUUGAACGGUCACCUGCUGUCUUGGCGAUGAUGGAAAUGGUUUCCCAGCCUAGCAAAGUUGUGAGGGUACUCGCUAGAGGAGAGAAGUUAGAACCCGACCCGUAGGGGUACUCAGCGGAACCAAUUCGCAUUGCCGGAGCCGGUUUAUAACUUUCCGUGGCCUGCUGAAAUGGAUUAUAGCGGUGUCUAUCUUCUCUGUUCUUUUGCCUUCAAGGUUAUGGCGUCGCUAACUCAUACGAUACGCAGCCGGAGCACCUUUCUCGGAUCUCUGGUCGGGCCGUUUUCUCCAUUGGAAUU